Messenger RNA from Drosophila ficusphila, 1095 nucleotides. RefSeq names its product modular serine protease. The record is from RefSeq and is a predicted model, not a curated record. Gene Ontology annotation, molecular function: protein binding. Gene Ontology annotation, cellular component: plasma membrane. NCBI's taxonomy places the organism in Eukaryota, Metazoa, Arthropoda, Insecta, Diptera, Drosophilidae.
AUGAGGGAUACGGAUGUGGAUGAAGCCGCUGGCUGGGAGAUCCAGCUGGGGGAUGGAUGUGAUGCCCAUAAGGAUUGCACCGAUGGCAGUGACGAGACCUUCGUUGAAUGCUAUAGAGAGAUCUGUCCAAAUUACAAGUGCUCGUAUGGCGGCUGUUACAAGAAAAGCCAACGUUGUGAUGGCAAAUUGGAUUGCUGGGACGGCACAGACGAACAUCCGAGCCUUUGCAGUAGAAAUCAAAGUGAAGUACAUCCCACCGAUAAUGAUUCAACGCUGGGAUGCCCCGAAAAUCAUGUAAAGUGCAAGUCAAGUUCCGAUUGCCUGGAUGUUAAGUUUGUUUGCGAUGGCAUCAAGGACUGCCAGGAUGGCAGUGAUGAGACCAGUGGCGAUUGCCUUAUUUCCAAGUGCCCCAAUGACACCUUCCGCUGUGCUUAUGGAGGUUGCCUAGCGAAUAACAAGACCUGCGAUGGCGAAAUGAAUUGCUGGGAUAAAUCAGACGAGGAACCCGUCAUUUGCACUGAAAUAGGGAAAAAAUACGAAUUCGCUUCCUUGAAAGUAACUACAAAGGUAACAGGUCGCACCACUUCCAUGUUUCUUACCAAAGAAGAGGAUGUUGCUCGAAUGAAUUACGCUAAAUCUUCAGCCUGCAAGAUUCCUGGGAACCUGAAAAACCUUCAGGUGAAAACCCUGUUCAAUGUUCUUCCCUAUAAAGUGGGUGCAGAAAUAUCCGACUCCACUGUGGUGCGACUGAGUUGUUCUGAAAAUACCGGACUGUAUGGAAGCGAUCUGAACCAGUGCCUCAAUGGAAACUGGCAAGGUCCAUGGCCAGAUUGCAUUGCCAAGUGUCGCGCAGAUACGCUAACCAGAGAUCCCUCAAUUCAAGCUACCUGUCGUUACAAUGGAGAUAUUCAGGACUGCGAACACAACUUGUUUAUUGGAACUACGGCAAACGUCACCUGUGCUCCUAGUUACAAGCCAAAGAACAGCAUUUCCUGGCAGGUUCGAACCUGUACAGAGGUUUCAGUGCCAAAUCACCGGUUUGGGCUGUCGAGAACUCCAAAAGUCGUCUCCAGUGCGUUCCCGAAUGUGGCAUAA